CGUUUUUCUGCAGAGCGCUUCUCAAACAGUGAAACAAAGUUUGGCGGAGCAGGUCGUUUAUUGUCGUGGACCUGUGUCCGUUCUCGUUUUUCUGACUUGGGAUGUCUCAGGCCAGUCUGCAUGGCAAGUGGACCGUCUCCAGCAGCGACGACGACGAUGAUGAAGUUCUACCUCCUUCGGGAACCACAACACCAAAGUCCCGUCGGCCAGCCGAGUCCAGGCACGUCUCCAGCGGGUCUCCCUCUCCGGUACCAGAACCAGCUCCCCCGGAGGUGAAAGCAGAACCGGACAGCACCCCUGCGUCCGCUCUCGCUGUUGGUUCUGAGGCCAGACAGUCGGCAGCGAGGAACCAGAGGAACCCAGUCAAGUUCCAAACCAGCCCGUCGCGUAGUGAGAAGCGGAAGAAAGAGCCCUCAGACGGCUCCGGCUGGGCUCUCUCAGACAGUGACGGCGAAGACGACGCAGAAGGGAAAAGGAGCAGCCAGAGAAAGCUGCCGAACCAGGCAGCGCCAAAUGGCGAGACGAAAAAGCCGAAGGUGGAGAGCGAGCGUCCGCCAAGUCCCCACGGCCGACUCUACUACAUAGACGAGCCGGACGACUUCUUUGAGACGUCCUUUCCCUGCCUUAAUGACACCUACAGAUUCUACCUGAACAAAGUCACAGGGCUGGACAGGAAGUUCAACAGCGGAGCGCUGCACAUCAGAGACAUCUUGUCCCCGUUAUUUGGGACCCUGAAAGAGUCUGUCCAGUUUAACUACUGUUUCGAUAUUCCCUGGAUGGUGAAGCAGUUCCCUUCAGAGUUCAGACAUUGUCCAGUUCUUAUCGUCCAUGGAGAUAAGCGGGAGGCCAAGGCACGGCUCCUUCAGCAGGGUCAGCCUUUCCCACACGUUCGUUUCUGCCAGGCUAAACUGGACAUUGCUUUUGGAACUCACCACACGAAGAUGAUGCUGCUAUGGUAUGAGGAAGGCUUCAGAGUCAUCAUCCUCACCUCCAACCUCAUCAGAGCGGACUGGUAUCAGAAGACGCAAGGGUGGUGGGUGGAUGAUUUUCCACGGUUACCAGAGGGGAGCAGCGAGAGUUCAGGGGAGUCGCCCACCUUCUUCAAGCGAGACCUGCUAGAGUACCUGGCGUCGUACCGCGCUCCAGAACUGGACGAGUGGAUCCAGCGGAUCAAAGAGCACGACCUGUCAGAGACCCGAGUUUAUUUGGUCGCCUCCACGCCGGGGAGAUACGUCGGCGCAGACAUGGAGCGCUGGGGCCACCUGAGGCUCAGGAAGCUGCUGUAUGAUCACACAAAUCCAAUUCCAGAUGAGGAACGGUGGCCUGUGAUUGGCCAGUUCUCCAGCAUCGGCUCCAUGGGGACAGAUAAGACCAAAUGGCUGGCAGGGGAAUUUCAGCGCACACUGACCACGCUCGGAAAAUCCUCCCUCCGAUCAGACACUCCCGUUCAUUUGCUCUAUCCGUCAGUAGAAGAUGUGAGGAAGAGUUUGGAAGGUUACCCUGCUGGAGGCUCUCUCCCUUACAGCAUCCAGACGGCUCAGAAACAGAUGUGGCUCCAUUCCUACUUCCACCGCUGGAAGGCGAGGAGGACGGGGAGGACUCAUGCCAUGCCACACAUCAAGACGUACAUGAGGGUUUCACCGGAUUCCACUCAGCUCCUCUGGUUCCUCGUCACCAGUGCCAACCUGUCCAAGGCGGCAUGGGGAGCCCUGGAGAAGAACAACACGCAGAUAAUGGUGCGCUCCUAUGAGCUGGGGGUCCUUUACGUUCCGUCAGCGUUUAGCAUGAAGACAUUCCCCAUUGAUACCAAUCCAUUUCCUGCUUCCUCUUCCUCUACGUUUGGAUUCCCGGUGCCCUUUGACCUCCCGCCUACCAGCUACUCGCCAUCAGACCAGCCAUGGAUCUGGAAUAUCCCGUACAGCCAGGAACCAGACACUCACGGCAACAUCUGGGUCCCCUCUUAGACGGUGUUAGUCGACUCUGUAGCCGUUAGUGAACUUAAGCUAUUUUUAUACUAUGCUGUAGACAAUUUUCAAUAAAUAAAUUACACUGG
Molecule: messenger RNA, 2053 nt
Organism: Poeciliopsis prolifica (blackstripe livebearer)
Lineage: Eukaryota; Metazoa; Chordata; Actinopteri; Cyprinodontiformes; Poeciliidae
Gene: tdp1
Product: tyrosyl-DNA phosphodiesterase 1
Exons: 16
Coding region: 102-1964 (620 amino acids)
Biological process (GO): double-strand break repair; single strand break repair
Cellular component (GO): nucleus
Molecular function (GO): double-stranded DNA binding; 3'-tyrosyl-DNA phosphodiesterase activity; single-stranded DNA binding
Source: RefSeq, a predicted model, not a curated record